This is a messenger RNA of Penicillium cosmopolitanum, 1182 nucleotides long. RefSeq names its product bZIP transcription factor. Gene Ontology annotation, molecular function: DNA-binding transcription factor activity. The coding region runs from base 1 to 1182 and encodes 393 amino acids. Gene Ontology annotation, biological process: regulation of DNA-templated transcription. The transcript is spliced from 3 exons. NCBI's taxonomy places the organism in Eukaryota, Fungi, Ascomycota, Eurotiomycetes, Eurotiales, Aspergillaceae. The record is from RefSeq and is a predicted model, not a curated record.
AUGACUGACGCGCCCGCUCCUCGCAAGAGAGGCCGGCCACGAGCUGAGACGGACAAUCAGCAAGGUCCCGAGAGACGUCGAAAGCAGCUUCGCGUCGCGCAGCAAGUAUAUCGCAAGAGAAAAGAUACCACGAUCGUCAAUCUGCAAUCUCGCGUACAGGAACUCGAGUCGGGCAUCGAAGAGCUCAGCGUGUCGUUCCUUUCCUUUAGUGAUCUUCUGUUAGAGGCUGGGAUUCUCCAAAAUCAGCCUCGUGUCACAGCUGCUCUGCAAAAAAUUACACAGCAAUGCGUGUCGCUUGCCAAAAGUGGCUGCGACGAGGCCGAACAAGUACCUGCAGCCCCGGCGGACCUAUCGGGAUCGACGUCUCCCACGCUCAGCGAUACACAGGCUAUAAUCUCAAAUCACAAUCCGCUCACAACGCAACUUGAUUCGUGGCCAAUAAUCGGUGACGCUUUCCAGUCUUCGUCGGACCUCGCGGCUCAAUGGCCUGGAUUUUCACAACUACCCCCCACGCCACCCUUCCAAGAACAAGCAAUUCUACCGUUCGGAAUAGUCUCGUCGUCUCCGGAUAUCCACUUCUCAUCCAGCCCUAGUCCCACCUUGAAUUUCCCGACCAUAGCAUUGCCCGACAGCCUCUUAAAUCAAGGGCGCUGGACGCUCUCUCACCGUCUGGUCCGACAAUGCUGUGAGACUGGUUACCAUCUAUUAACGAGAUCAUCUGCAGACGAUCCGAGGGUUAAAGCAAUCUUCGGCAAACGAUUGACCAUCGACGAGCGCGACCGCUUCAUCUUCGGAUUCUUCGCCAACAUGCACGACGAAAUGGGAGACACAGUCGAGUUGAGUACAAAAGUUCUCAGUUCAAGGAAGAGCAGCUACUCUCCUGAACAACUCACCGUUUCCUCUCGAACGUGGCAAAUUGUCAAUGAAUCGGGUGCUGACGAGUGGAUGGAUGCGAGUGGUGUGCAAAGGCUGCUAGAGCAUCGAGGGAUUCGUAUCCAGGACCCGAGUUCGCCCCUCUCCAGUCCCCGAUUCAAUUCCGCUCCGCUCAAUUCGGCUCCGCAGCUCAACGCAGCGAGCUUCACUAAAUAUCUUUCCUUCGGCCCUAUCUGUCUCGGUCGCGGACCAGCGUUCCGAAAGCGCGAUGUUGAGAAAGCCAUUCGCCUUGCAACUCUUGGUGGAUGA